UACAGUUUGGACCGUUGGACCGUUCAUAACUGAUUAUGUAUAGAAGUUAAUACACAAAGAGCAAGCCUCACUAUCCCUAAUUCCCGACUCUAACCAUGCUAAAGAUUCAAAUUCUUCUCAAUCUCUGCAUAGUCAUUUUCUCAUUUCCCAUCACUCUUAAUGCCUCUACCUCCUCGUUGAACUUCAACUUCACAAGCUUUAGCUCAAGUGAUCCUCAAAUAUUCACUGAACGAGAUGCGAAUGUGACCGAGGGAGAGAUUGAACUCACCUUAAUCUAUCCUAGCAAGGAAACAAGUGCGAGAUAUGGUCGAGCCACAUAUGCAGAACCACUGCAUCUUUGGGACAAAGCUUCAGGAAACCUCACCAACUUCACAACCCAGUUCUCCUUCCUCAUCGACUCAAGAGGUAGCCAUAAAUAUGGUGAUGGGAUAACUUUUUUCAUGGCUCCGAAUGGAUCAAGAAUGCCUGCAAACGUGAAAGGUAGCGGAGGCAUUGGUUUGGCCAGAAGUAAUAGCGACGCAGUAAACCCAAAAGUGAAUAAGUUCGUCGCAGUUGAGUUCGAUACUUAUCAGAAUGAUUGGGAUCCGCCAUAUGAUCACAUUGGUUUCAACGUCAACUCCAUGGUGUCUUUAGUGAACAGAACAUGGCGCAGUGGAGCAAGAACUGGGAGUAAAACAGAUGUUCGGAUUAGGUAUGAUUCAAAUAAAAAAUCGUUAAGAGUCAAUUUCAGCUUUCUCGAUCGAGACAAUGAGACUAUCAAGUAUGGCUACAAGUCAGCUGAUAUUGAUAUGGCUGAGUAUUUGCCUGAAUGGGUGACUUUCGGAUUCUCUUGCAGCACAGGAAAUCCGAAUCAAAGCAAUAGAAUUAUCUCAUGGGAUUUCACUUCAAGUUCAGAAAUUGUUGAAAACGGUAAUAGGGAAGUGCCAUCGGAUCCUGUUGUUCGAAAAGAAAGAAAAGAAAAAACUGCACUGGUGAUUGGCUUGAUAUCUGGAGCAUGUGCUUUUGUUGUCAUCGUAGGUUUUAUUACACUUUGUUUGAGGAUGAAGAAGAAGAAGGUGAAAAAACCAGAUGAUUUUCUCAUCAGUAUGUCCUUCGGCGAUGACUUCAGAAAUGGGACAUCGCCUAGGAGCUUUGCAUAUCAGGAAUUGGCAAAUGCGACGAGUAAUUUUUCAGAAACGAUGAAGCUUGGAGCAGGAGGCUUUGGUGCUGUUUAUAGAGGUUUUCUCAAGGACCUGAACUCCUUCAUAGCUGUUAAGAGAGUAUCAAAGAUUUCUGAGCAAGGAAUCAAGGAGUACAGAUCAGAAGUGAAGGUAAUCAGCCGAUUGAGGCACAAAAAUUUAGUGAAACUCAUUGGUUGGUGCCAUGAAAAAGAACUAUUACUUGUAUAUGAGUUCAUGCCCAAUGGCAGCUUAGAAUCCCACUUGUUCAAAGUGAAUAAAAGCCUGUUAACAUGGGAUCUGAGGUUCAAAAUUGCUCAAGGGUUGGCCUCUGCUUUACUUUACCUCCAUCAAGAAGGUGACCAAUGUGUGCUGCAUAGAGACAUCAAAUCAAGCAACGUGUUGUUAGAUUCUAGCUUCAAUUCUAAACUUGGAGAUUUUGGAUUGGCUAGACUUGUAGACCAUAGAAAAGGAUCUCAAACCACAAUUCCGGCAGGAACUGCCGGCUACAUGGCGCCGGAGUGUUUAACAACAGGGAAAGUUAGCAAAGAAUCUGAUGUAUAUAGUUUUGGUGUUGUUGCUUUGGAAAUAGCCUGUGGAAGAAGAGCUGUGGAGCUAAAACUCGAGCAAGGCCAAAUUAAAAUAGUUGAAUUUGUUUGGAAACUCUAUGGAAUGGGGAAGCUACUGGAAGCAGCUGAUCCAAAAUUAUGCAGAGAUUUUGAUGAACAACAAAUGGAGAGGUUGAUGAAAAUUGGGUUAUGGUGUGCUCAUCCUGAUCCUAUUCUUCGACCUUCAACCUGGGAAGUUGCUAAUGUUCUGCUUAAUUUUGAGGCUGUCCUGCCAACUCUUCCAUCAGAAAUGCCUCCCCUGGCCUAUCAUGCGUUUCCGAAUCUGUCGUCUGCGUAUUCUUACACUUCAUCUGAUGGAUCAAGAAUCAGCAAUGGACAACAGAGUGCAUGAUUAUUCAAGCUGAAUCAUUUUCAGUACUGUGAGUUGCUUCUUCCACUUUGUUACUAUUGUAUUCCAGUUUAUCUUUGCUCUGAUCUUAAUAGGUAUUUCUAGGAGUUGUCUGGUAAAAGUUGAAAAAUAUAUUUUGAGCAGGUUUGAGUACUUGACCAUUUUCUUUCAUUUUUUUUAAUGUGGAAGAAAAAUUAAGAUUUAAAAAAUUCUUCCGUAUCAAGCUCUUGGAGCCCGUUUAAGUUCAUAUAAAAUCUUUUUUAAUUUAUACACUUUUCUUUCUUGUCCAACCUUAACAUAUCUAGGGUUGAUUAAUAAAUACAUGCUCCUCUAAGUUUCCAUGUAAAAAGGCUGAUUUGACAUCUAAUUGGAAGAUGAACCAUGAAUUUUGUGCUGCCAAUGCAAGAACUAAUCUGAUUGUGUCAUGUGUAGGAGCAAACACUUCUUUGUAAUCAAUCCAAAACUUGUGCUUGUAACCUUUAGCCACCAAAGGUGCUUUGUAUUUAUCAACUUCACCAUCUUGCUUCAACUUCAUCUUGAAAAAUCCAUUUUACUCCAAUGUUUUUCUGCAUUUCUGGAAGUUCAGUUAACUCCCAGGUUUUGUUUCUUUCAAUAGAUGCAAUUUCUUAAUCCAUUGCUUUCCUCCAUUUAGAAUGUUUAACAACUUCAUCAAAGGUUACGGAAUCACAAUCUACAAACAAAGCAAAAUAAAUAAGAGGAUCUUCAGUUUGGUCCAUUCCAGUGACCUCAUAGUCGCUCAUCCAUUUUGUUCGCCUUUUGAUUCUUUAUGCCCCUGGUUCAGUUGUUGCUCCAGUUGAAUUUGGGAUUGUCUCUUGUUGAUUUUGAGCCGAAAUUUGUUGUUGCACAUUAUUCCCAAGUUGUUGUGAAGACUUUGUUUCUUCGCCAUCAAAACCUACUGGAAUGCUUUGAUGCGAUGCACUAUCUUCCCAUUUCCAAAAGCUUUCCUCGUCAAAAACCACGUCUCGAUUGACAAAAAUCCUCUUUGUAGUAGGAUUAUAAAGCUUUUAGGCUUUAGAAAGGUUGCUAACACCAAGAAAGAUGCACUUCUCACCUUUAUCAUCCAACUUUUUUCUCUUUUCAUCAGGAAUAUGUGCAAAAGCCACACAUCUAAAAAUUCAAAGAUAAUCCACCGCCGGUUGAUGACCACUCCAUUUCUCUUCUGGUGUCAUGUUUUGAACAGCUAGUGUUGGGUUUCUGUUUAGAAUGUGAACACUCCAAUUGACGCCAAAAACUCUUUGGCAUUUUGCUUAUCACCAGUAAGUUUCUCACUAUAUUCAUAAUUGUGAGAUUUUUCCUCUCACAAACGCCAUUUUGUUGUGGUGUGUAGGCUGUCUCAACUGCCUUUGGAAACCAUGAGACUCACCUGAUGUGUACUCCCCUCCAUGAUCUGUACGUAACACUUGUAUGAGACAGCUAGCUUCUUUUUCAGCAAGUGCUUUAAAACUUUUGAAAGCUUGUAAAGCUUCAGACUUCUACUGUAGGAAGCAAAACCCAUGUUUUUCAACUUAAGUCAGCAAUAAAAGUAAUAACAUAUCUUUUACCUCCAUUAGAAACUGGAUUGAUUGAUCCGCAUAUGUUGGAGUGGACAAGCUCCAUUCAGAUUUGUAAUGUCCAUACCUAUGACAUCGAUAACACUCCACAUUUGAUUUAUUGGGUGUUGAUUGCUGGUCUCCACGUCCUUUUCUACUGCCUCCACCUCUUCCUUUGCCUUGAGUGUGUUCAUUUUGGUGAUGGUUCCUCUACCUCAGCCUCUACCUCGGCCUCCUCUUGAAGACAAUGUGUGAUUUGAUGAUGCUUUGAGUGCUUGCUCCUGUUUGUCUUCUUGUUGUUUCAUUUUCUGCUCAUGAACUAGUAGAGAACCUUGUAGUUUGUCAAUUGAAAGAGUGUCCAAAUCUUUCUAACUCUUCAAUUGAACACAUCAUGUAGUUGAAUUUCGGUGUCAUAGACCGAAGAAUUUUCUCGACUACAGUCACAUCCUCCCGUCUUCUCUCCAUAAACCCGCAUCUUGUUGACAAUUGUCAUUGUCCUUGGGAAGAAAUCAGAAACUGAUUCUCCAGUUUUCAUUUGGAGUAGUUCGAUUUCUUGUCGAAGUGCUUGAAGCUGCAACCUCUUUGCCUUGGUUGAUCCUUGAAACUACCUCUUCAUAGAAUCCCAAAUAUCUUUUGAGGUUUUCUUGGAAAGAAUGGUUUCCGAGAUUAAACGAUCAAUUCCUUGGAAGAGGUAAUUCUUUGCCUUGAGAUCCUUUAGUCGUAGCCUAUCAAGUUCUUAUUUCUGCCCAUCUGUCAAUGUUGUGUCUGCUACUGGUUCGGCAAUUCCUUCAGAAACAACCUGCC
Manihot esculenta (cassava) is the source of this 4468-nucleotide messenger RNA. Its product is annotated as L-type lectin-domain containing receptor kinase IX.1. Gene Ontology annotation, cellular component: plasma membrane. The transcript has a single exon. The record is from RefSeq and is a predicted model, not a curated record. The coding region runs from base 96 to 2117 and encodes 673 amino acids. Gene Ontology annotation, molecular function: carbohydrate binding; ATP binding; protein kinase activity. Gene Ontology annotation, biological process: protein phosphorylation. NCBI's taxonomy places the organism in Eukaryota, Viridiplantae, Streptophyta, Magnoliopsida, Malpighiales, Euphorbiaceae.